GGGCAAUGUCAAGGUGUUAUAAGUCUGUGAGAAUCCUUUCCAGUUGGUCAUUCAACGGAGAGAAAUUCAAUCGGUUAGAGUAGCAAACCGUAAAGAAAGAAUAUAGCUAUUAUAUAGACUAAGGUCAUUAGUUCGAUUCGUACGAUUAAAGAUUAAUCUUAUAGAUAAAUAGUGAGAAAAAUAGAUUAAAAUGAUUAAAUCAAAUAACAGUGUAUUAAUCGUGUAUGUGUUUAUAUUAACGAUAAUCAUUGGUAACGUUAAUGGGAUCGGUAAAUAUCGUGGCCUUGAAUUUUUGGAACCUUGCUCUAAAAUCGAUCCUAAUUUGGAAAGUUGCCUUGCCAAAACUGCUAAUGUUCUCGUUGAACAAUUUCGACACGGUUUGCCACAAUUAGGAUAUUCUGAGGUUGAACCAAUAAUUUUGGACGAAUUACAUAUAGCUCUUGGAGGUGGUCCCGAUGGAUAUAGAGCACAAUUCGUGGACAUCAAUGCAAAAGGUGUUUCAUCGCUCAAAGUGACAGGUCUCAGAGCAAGAUUGUCUGACGAUGAAGUACAAUUGCAAUUGGUCCUUAAUAUUCCUAGAAUUACGGCUGUUGCUAAAUAUAGGUCAACCGGUACAUUGAUAUUGGUUAAAGCCAGCGGAGCUGGAGAUUAUUGGGGAGAAUAUGAGGGCGUCAAAGCUAAAGUAUUUAUCAGGGCAAAACCCUUUAUGAUACAAAAUCGUCGCUUUUUGAGGUUGCAACAAUUAAAAAUGGAUUUCAGUGUACAAGAUAUUAAAAUGGGCGUUAAAAACGUACACGAUGGCAAUACUAUACUUCAAGCCGCUUUGAACUUGUUCAUUAAUAGUAACGGUCAAGAAUUAUUAAAAGAAAUGAAACCAGAUUUGAGAAGAAAGUUGGUCCAAGUAAUGUCGAAUUUCGUUGAGAAACUUUUCGCUCAAGUACCGUACGACGCUUGGAUUACCGAAUAAGUAGGACAAACGAUAUUUUUAAUCCUAUUUACGUUUUCCUCGA
Vespa mandarinia (Asian giant hornet) is the source of this 1010-nucleotide messenger RNA. RefSeq names its product Juvenile hormone binding protein 2 (gene Jhbp2). The record is from RefSeq and is a predicted model, not a curated record. NCBI's taxonomy places the organism in Eukaryota, Metazoa, Arthropoda, Insecta, Hymenoptera, Vespidae. Gene Ontology annotation, biological process: multicellular organismal reproductive process.